GCUUCGGUUCAAUCAGUCAGGCAGCAAGCGGCUCAAUCUAUCCGGCAGGCAGCGGCUCCAUCAGUCAGGCUGGCAGCGGCUCCAUCAGUCAGGCAGGCAGUGUCUCCAUCAGUCAGGCAGGCAGCGUCUCCAUCAGUCAGGCAGGCAGCGUCUCCAUCAGUCAGGCAGGCAGCGGCUCCAUCAGUCAGGCAGGCAGCGGCUCCAUCAGUCAGACAUGUAGCGGCUCCAUCAGUCAGGCAGGCAGCAGCUCAGUCAGUCUGGCAGGCAUCGGCUCAAUCAGACAGGCAGGCAUCAGCUCAAUCAGUCAGUCCUGCUUCGGUUCAAUCAGUCAGGCAGCAAGCGGCUCAAUCAAUCCGGCAGGCAUCGGGUCAAUCAGUCAGGCUGGCAGCAGCUCCAUCAGUCAGGCAGGCAGCUGCUCCAUCAGUCAGGCAGGCAGCGGCUCCAUCAGUCAGGCAGGCAGCGGCUCCAUCAGUCAUGCAGGCAGUGGCUCUAUCAAACAUCA
This is a messenger RNA of Parasteatoda tepidariorum (common house spider), 502 nucleotides long. The record is from RefSeq and is a predicted model, not a curated record. NCBI's taxonomy places the organism in Eukaryota, Metazoa, Arthropoda, Arachnida, Araneae, Theridiidae.